UGACAUUAAAAAGAGUCUGGUGUCUCCAGCGAAAGGGUUUGCAACUCCCAAUGCACAGCGAGAAGCAGCUGCCUUUGUUCGUGUGCAGCAGAGGGCGGAGUCCUGCAACGCCCAUGCAUUCCAGCUGUGAAAGACGACAUGUAUGGGCAUGGCAGGCGGCAAUUGCUUUGACAGAUCAGUAGCUCUUGUAGCGCACAUCCAACUGUGCACUCCUCAGACGCCCUCAGAGCUUUUUGGAAGGUGCUUGGGUCUCUCCGAAUCUUCGCCAUGUUCCUCGUUCAGGCUUUGUUGGACACCGCUACCAGUGGUGGUGGCGGUGGUGGCGGCGGCGCUGGAGGAGCCCUUCUGAGAAGCAUUGCAGGAGGAGGAGGAGGUGGCGGAGCUGGCGGAGCCCUGCUGAGAAGCAUUGCAGGAGGAGGAGGUGGCGGUGCUGGUGGAGCCCUCAUGAAAGGCCUCGGAGGCGGAGGCGGUGCUGGCGGAGCCCUGGUGAGAGGCCUCGGAGGGCUCUUGGCAGGAGGAGGAGGUGGUGGUGGCGGAAGCAAAGCAGGGAACAUUGUGGGGAUCGUCGGGGGGAUCGUCAACAUCAUCAGCGAAGCGGCAGCUCAGUACACUCCCGAGCCUCCGCCAACCCCCCGCAGCCAUUUUGCAAAUGUGGAAGCCAACGAGAGCGAGGAGAUGCGCCAGUUCCGCCGCCUCUUUGCCCAGCUGGCUGGCGACGACAUGGAGGUGUGCCCCACGGAGCUGAUGGACAUCCUCAACAAAGUGAUGGCCAGGCACCAGGAACUGAAAGGCGGGGCCUUCAGCCUGGACACCUGCCGGAGCAUGGUAUCCGUCAUGGACAGCGACACCACGGGCAAGCUGGACUUCUACCAGUUCAGAUACCUGUGGAACAACAUCAAGAAGUGGCAGUGCGUCUUCAAGCAGCACAUGGGCCCGGCGGGGACCAUCGAAAUGUCCCGUCUGCCUGACGCCUUCAAGGCCUCCGGCUUCCACCUGCACGAGCAGAUCUAUGCGCUGAUCAUCCGCCGGUACGCCGACGAAGACGGCAGCAUGGAUUUCAACAACUUCAUCAGCUGCCUGGUGCGCCUGGAUGGCAUGUUCAGAGCUUUCAAGUCCCUGGACAGGGCUGGCGAUGGCAAAGUCCAGAUGAACGUCCAGGACUGGCUGCAGUUGACCAUGUACUCUUGAAAGCAACCCAGGGGGCAGGGAGGAGAAUCCAGCACUCAUUCCCAGCUUCAGGUUGCAAGCGCUACUUUUUAGUUACAUAACUGGACUCUGUUCCUUUCUGGAAACGAGGCUGACUCUUUUGCGCCAUCGCUACCUUUUAGGCUUGGCAGGGAGAUAGGCAAGGUAGGGGAGGUUGUAAACUUACAUCUAGCUUUGCUCAAGGUGCUCGUUUUAGCUUUGUUGUCUGCAAUUUGCACCUUUUUUCCUUUAAGUGCUUUUGUUUAAAUUAUGAGAAUGGCUGGUGUGUUUUAGAAAUGCAUUGUUUAUCAUUUCAGGAGCAUGCAUACACUUUGCUUGUGUAAGCUGUACUUGUGUCUAGGACCAAAACUUUCAUUUUAGAAAGUGUCUAAAUUGGGCAGAAAAGAAUGUUGCUUUUCACAGGCAGCAAUAAUGUGUUGAAGGGUGUCUCUGAUAUAUAGUUAAACUGCAGCAAAAUGCAUCGCUGUAUGGUGCAGGGCAGAAUUCCUGCCCCCUCCCAAAGAAACCUCCUCAAAUCUUUCCCCUCCCUCUGCAGAUGUUUACUGUACACCAUCAGGGUCUUGCAGAGACCAGUUUCCAUUCCCAUGCCACCUCCCAUUUUGGUCCCCCCCCCCCCCGAACAGACACCUCAUCAUUCUGUAACCGCUAGCUUGUUUUUGGGUGGUGCUGUUCUUCUUCUGAAACGUGACUGGCACUCGGCCACCCAAGUCCGCUGUUAGCUGGAAUGCUGUAAACUUAGACACAGGGACGGGUACUGUGGGGAAGAGCGAGUUGCAAGCUGAGCAAAGUUGUAGUCCGUAGCUUUUUGUUCGGUGUUUUGCGUCAUUUUGCCCAAGGGCACAUUUGAAUCCCAAGCAAGCACUGACAAAGUAGAUAUUCGGCUAAUUCAUGGCCAUGAAGGGGUGAAAAUAAGGGCGAAUAAACUUGGAUCAUAACAACAAAGAAAGAGAUUUCUGCCAUUUAUUUGAUCAUGUUGCAGCUUGGUAUGACCCAGGGAG
Messenger RNA from Lacerta agilis (Sand lizard), 2204 nucleotides. RefSeq names its product calpain small subunit 2 (gene CAPNS2). The transcript has a single exon. Bases 268 to 1188 code for a protein of 306 amino acids. The record is from RefSeq and is a predicted model, not a curated record. NCBI's taxonomy places the organism in Eukaryota, Metazoa, Chordata, Lepidosauria, Squamata, Lacertidae.